Bombus huntii is the source of this 2244-nucleotide messenger RNA. RefSeq names its product odorant receptor 63a-like. Gene Ontology annotation, biological process: sensory perception of smell; detection of chemical stimulus involved in sensory perception of smell. Gene Ontology annotation, molecular function: odorant binding; olfactory receptor activity. Bases 1223 to 1861 code for a protein of 212 amino acids. The record is from RefSeq and is a predicted model, not a curated record. Lineage: Eukaryota; Metazoa; Arthropoda; Insecta; Hymenoptera; Apidae. The transcript is spliced from 3 exons. Gene Ontology annotation, cellular component: plasma membrane.
UAUAUAUAGAAUACGUAUGCAUUUCAUACGCUUUAAAGUAAACUGCAAACUGGGGAGAAAAAGCUUUUUAACUCGUUCCAUGUAUUUCGAUCAAUGUUCGAUGAAUUCCAUCUAUGACAAAUCCUUUAAAACGAUGUGCCAACGUAGGUCGCAAAUAAUUGGGAUCUUUGCAUGGCGUGAUGAGAAUUUUUUCCGCGAAAAGACCUCUUUUUCUUCAUCCGAGGUCGAUUGGCUAGAGGCUUUUUAAUUUUCCGAAGUUUUGCUGCUGUAGGAGUAGCUGCGCGAGAGGAUUGCGUUUCUAAUUUGGUACGGGGACGUAAAAAAUAACACUGAGAAUUGUAAAGGCUAUCCAUUAUUUCAUAAAAAACAAAUGACAAAUCGACAGGUCUAUGAUCAGAUCCGUAGGAAUAGAUAGCAUCGUACAGCAACGCCCAUAUCGAACGCAUGACAGACGAUGUUGUACCAUUUGCUGCCUGCUGUCAACGGUGGACAGAUGUCAAAUUUGAUGACUGUAACUCGCGUGACUGCUCGUAUCUCGUAUGCAACGACAUGUAAUGCCCUCGUGUGGGAGAUGUAAUGCGCUUCGUAAAAUUCAUUUUUUUCAACGAUUGUGCGACAGCUGUGUAUGUGGUGGACAGGGUGUCUCAUUCUCAUUGUCAUCAUAAGACGAUCUACUCGAAACAGAACAAGUUUUAUUUGAAAUACUUCUUCAAAUAACCUAUUAUAUAUUCUAUAUAAUAUUCUACGUAGAAACAUAAGUCGAAAAUAUAGAAUAAGAUCUUCUUCUUCGAGACCCCGUUUUUGGCUAAUUCCGGACUGGACAGGAGAAAAUAAUCGGCAGGAAGUUAUUCUACGUGUAAAAGAAAGUCGAAAAUGUAGAGUAACAUUUCUUCGCAAGACGUUUUGUUUGCAAGAAAAAUCAAUUUGAAAAUUUAGUAUGCGCAUAUACAAUUCUUAACUAGACAUGUUUAAACCCUAUUUUCUUGAAGAAACCUUGAACUGACAAAUUUUAUUCCGCGUAGAAUAAUCGUCCUGCUGAUUGUACAUUCAUAUCCAAUCGAUAAUUACUAAUUAAUCAAGUUCAAGUACAUUAGUAUACGAAUGAUAAAAAUUAAUUGAUUUUGCCUUGAAAGUGUAUACUUCUUUGGGUUGUUUUAUUUAACAAUUUUAUAUUAUUAUUCGUCAUUUUUAGGUACUUCAUAUAGGUUGUCAAAUCGAUGUUAUGUGUCAGACGUCGUCAGAAACUCCUUAUAAAAAUGAAAAGCAACUAAAGUUCUUCAUUAGCAGGCACCAAGAAAUUAUUUUAUUUGCAGAGAAAAUUGAAAAGUUCUUUACUUAUAUAGCGCUUAGUCAACUUAUAACGAAUACCUUAAUUAUUUGUUGCUUGGGUUAUCUCAUAGUGCUUGUAAGUAAUUCUUCUUUAUUCGGAAUUAACUCCUCGUACGAAAAAAUGUCAUUCUGGAUUUUCGACAUAUUGAUUCGUGUAAAUUUAUCGCGUUUCAAACUGUACUACCAGCCGAAAACAUUCUACAUAUACAGUAUGUAUAAAAGAGGAUUAAGACAUUAUGUGUUACAGAUAAUACAUAUUGAGAAUGGAUUCCCUAUGUUCAUGAAAUGCGUUGUAUUCUAUAUCUCCGUUUGUUCGGAAGCAUUUGUAUAUUGCUUCGCUGGAGAGUACCUGAAUAUCAAGAGUAAAUUGAUUGCGGACACUGCAUAUGAAUUUCUUUGGUACGAUACACAUCCAAGCAAAAGCCGACUUUUAAUACCUGUGAUAUUAAGAUCUCAAAGAGGAUUUAGUUUCACUCUUGGGAAAUUUGCAAAUCUUUCCAUGUCAACCUUUGCGGCUGUAAGCUGUUUAUAAUAUGUGUUUUGAUAUAAUAUGUCAUUUGACAUUUCAUAAUACUUCCGAGAAGAUUGACGAUAAUUCGGCUGAAGAAAUAACAUUUUUUCUACUUUUAGAUUAUGAAAGCUUCAGGAUCGUACAUAUCGGUACUACUUGCAAUGACUUGAGAAAGAGAUUCGUAAAUACUAUGGAAUAGUUUAUCGUAAUUUACACAUCUUAAAUUAAUUAGUAAAAAAUUGUUAUAGUACAGGGAGGCACAAUAUGUCGUGUAUGUAAAAAUAAAGACAAAAGAAAAUGCUAAAUGUGGAAAAUUCAUAUGAAGAUCGCGGAAAAGAAACACGAUAAGUACAUUUCCGUUGAUUUUUUAUUUCAAUGCCACUAUAUAAUUGUUGAGAUAUGUA